Messenger RNA from Cuscuta epithymum, 1141 nucleotides. NCBI's taxonomy places the organism in Eukaryota, Viridiplantae, Streptophyta, Magnoliopsida, Solanales, Convolvulaceae. The record is from the annotation of a GenBank genome assembly.
GGGAAGAGUAAUAAAUCAGAGGAGGAAGAACCGAAGCCCGAAAAAUAAAUCAAGUAGCUACCAUUCUCCUUAAUUAACAGCCUCCCUUUGCAAGUAAUUACAAAAAUACCUGUCUAUGCCUAAUCGCGGUACAGCGUACCAUAUAUUUUGGCACGAUUUAACGGAAAAGCCGAGCAGCGACAUUGACGAAAUCUGAACUGAGGAACAGCUACCGGCGACGCGGCGACGCUUGUCGGUUGGCAGUUUGGCCGCCUGCUGGACUUCUUCAAUUCCUUAUUCCUCAAUCCUCAGGCCUCACCCUCCUUCAGGCGUGGUGCAGAGUCGCCUUCAGCCCUUCACUGCCUGUGUGCAUCAGCCCCUCACCAAUCAAGCCAAUCAGCGACAGCCUUUAGAAUCUUCAGAUAUUGAGAAAGUUAGAGGGAGGGAGAAAGAGAGCUAGGGUGCAUGUGAAUGGCGGAAUUCUUUGCGGCUGACAAUUCAGAAGCUAUAAUCACAAGAAUUGAGCAUAAGUCUCGGAAGAUUGAAAGCUUACUCAAACAGUAUAAACCUGUGGAAGCUCUGAAAACUGCUCUUGAAGGCUCACCUCCCAUGACUAAAGAUGAAAGAUGCAAGUCUGCAAAUUGGAUUGUAGUCCAUAGGGCAAUCAUGGCUAUAAAGGAUUUGGAUAGCUUGUUCUCUUCUCUAGAUCCUGAGUACUAUGAUAUUCUUAUGAAGUAUCUCUACAGAGGCUUAUCCACAGGGGACCGCCCCACCUGUGAUCAGUGCCUAAGAAUUCAUGAAAAGCUGACCGAGAAAGCUGGUCUGGGCUGUAUACUAAGGUCUCUUGCUGAUACUGUAAAUAUCGUCUAGUGUUUCUACUCUAUAUAUUUCGGAGGAAGUAGAGCAACUAUUUUGCAUUUAGCAUUUAUUGGUAUGCAUUCGGUAUUCCAUAUCGUCUAGUGUUUCUACUCUAUAUAUUUCGGAGGAAGUAGAGCAACUAUUUUGCAUUUAGCAUUUAUUGGUAUGCAUUCGGUAUUCCAUAGUUUAAGGCAGUCGAGUUUAAUAAGUUAAAAGUAUUGUCUUUUUUAGACUUGAUUCUUUGGAAGAAAAACAUUUAUUAGCAACUUGUACUGGUUAUUUAUCCUAGUUUACUAUAUCCGAG